Pygocentrus nattereri (red-bellied piranha) is the source of this 1272-nucleotide messenger RNA. RefSeq names its product serglycin (gene srgn). The coding region runs from base 92 to 556 and encodes 154 amino acids. Lineage: Eukaryota; Metazoa; Chordata; Actinopteri; Characiformes; Serrasalmidae. The record is from RefSeq and is a predicted model, not a curated record. The transcript is spliced from 3 exons.
CGAGAGAGAGAGAGAGAGAGAGAGAGAAGAAAAGAGAGGUUUCUCUGUCACCACGCACACUUCAGCUCAGCUCUUUGGAAAGAAAAUUACGAUGAGGUUUUGCUGUAGAAUAGCUCUUGCCUUCCUCCUCGUAUGCCUCUUCGAGGAUAACGUACUGGGAGCCCCAACCAAAGGCAGGUAUAUGUGGGUGAACUGCAGACCUGAUGGCGAUAAUCCGAACUGUGUCCAAAAGCAAGGGCCUUUGAUUGACCUUCCAGGGCUUAGCCAGCGACUUCCCGCUAGUGCCACAAAAGACAUAGUUCCAGUGGAGAGCAGUGAAGACAUCCCUGAGACAGAAACAGAAGAGCAGUCUGGAGAAAGCUCUGGUGAUCUGGACCCAUUUGACAAUGUGCCUGGGGUGGACAAGAAUUGGAUCGACGAUGGUCCACAGGUAGAGGCGCCAGUCGUGGAGGAGGAGGCCAGUGGUGAGACUGAUUACUCAAGCUACAUAUCUCCUGGGCAAGUGGAACCAAAGCUGACUGCAGAAGAUUUGAGACAAGAUAACAUGAUCCAGUAGAAGGCUGCCAUGUGCCAUGUGUUUUUUGAUGUCAUUCAGGUGUCAGGUCUUUUUGUAAGGACUCUCAGGAUAAGAGGCCUUAAAGUCCCUAUAACUGCUUUAUUUCUUUUUCUGUUUGUCAGUCAAUGAAAUGGAUGAUAUGAGAAGUCUAGAAACAGACUGCUCUGUGAUAUGUGCUGCAUAUUGAGCAAUGCAGUGUAAAGUAUUGUUAUACUGCACAGCAUUAAUCAGGAGAGAAUUAUUUAGUACCCAUAAAUCAAUUCCAGUGUGAGAAAUUUAAUGUGAAAUUUUGAAGAAUCGCCUAAAUUUGUGUUGAACCAUAAUGUCCGGUGAAAUAAAAAAAAAUAUUUAAUAUUUAAAUGAUCAAAUAGAGAGUAUUUUGGAGUGAAAACUUUUAAUGGUCGAUAUCAGACGCAGUGCUAAUAUAAAAGUGGAAACAAUGGAAAUAUAACUAUGUUUAUACCUUUUGUGCCGAUUUAGUAUUUUUAUAAAUGCUGUUUAAUGUUUGAUGUUUUGGGACCAAGUGAUGUGGUGCAAUUGUUAUUUUAACAUUUGAUGAUAUUACAGGAAUACAUAAUCAUGUAGCUGGAAUCAGUAGCCUAAAUGCUGGAAAUGGAACGGAUCUGUAACAUAAUUCAUUCUUGUAUCUGCCUGUCAUGAGGCAGCAUUGUCAACUGCAUUUUAUUUGCCAAUUAAAAGUCUUCCUUCACAUCUAU